Molecule: messenger RNA, 555 nt
Organism: Suillus clintonianus
Lineage: Eukaryota; Fungi; Basidiomycota; Agaricomycetes; Boletales; Suillaceae
Exons: 2
Coding region: 1-555 (184 amino acids)
Source: RefSeq, a predicted model, not a curated record
AUGGUCAGUGACAGGAUGAUCGUGGUGGUAGUGGAUGGCACCUGGUCAUGCCUUGUGAUCGGUGAGCCGUCUGUUGCAUCACCCAACAUAUCGCCACCGGUCUGGGCACUCCUCCAAGAUGUGUCCGGAGUGAAAAACGGGAGUGACUUUGCACCUGACAAGCUUUCCAAAGAUGCUCCCAAGGAUUUCCAGAAUGACCCUAAUCUUGAGAUUGACUUUGUCAAAGAACAUCUUGCGUGUGGUGCGAGUCGCUCAUCAGUGUUUCUUUGUUGCAGUGUCGCUUUGGACGCCACAGCAUCAUAUCUGGAGUUUGGGGACCAUUGCCAUCACCCCAAAUGUACAUGCCAUAUCACUCUUGAUCAGCUCACCAAGAUACAAGUUGAUCCCAAUGACCACAUUUACUCCCUUGACCUCUCAUCCCAUACACAACAUGUCCUCGAAGUUUUGCACUGGCUCCGAAAGCAUUGCCAAUAUGCCAAACCGGAAAAGUGUGAAUUCUACUCUGACUCGGUUUUUGCAAGUUGGAGUACUGACAGAAUUGAAGGUGUGAUGUAA